Messenger RNA from Thalassophryne amazonica, 741 nucleotides. Its product is annotated as glycine-rich cell wall structural protein 1.0-like. The transcript has a single exon. NCBI's taxonomy places the organism in Eukaryota, Metazoa, Chordata, Actinopteri, Batrachoidiformes, Batrachoididae. Bases 1 to 741 code for a protein of 246 amino acids. The record is from RefSeq and is a predicted model, not a curated record.
AUGCCUAGCCAGCUCAGAGGAGGGAACACAGGGAGAGGAGGUGGGUUAGGAAGGGUACUUGAUGUGCCUAGCCAGCUCAGAGGAGGAGGAUGGAACACGAGGAGAGAAGGUGGGUUAAGAGUUGCACUUGAUGUGCCUAGCCAGCUUGGAGGAGGAGGAGGGAACACGAGGAGAGGAGGUGGGCUAGGAGGUGCACUUGAUGUGCCUAGCCAGCUUGGAGGAGGAGGAUGGAACACAAAGAGAGGAGGUGGGCUAAGAGGUGCACUUGAUGUGCCUAGCCAGCUCGGAGGAGGAGGAGGGAACACGAAGAGAGGAGGUGGGCUAAGAGGUGCACUUGAUGUGCCUAGCCAGCUUGGAGGAGGAGGAUGGAACACAAAGAGAGGAGGUGGGCUAAGAGGUGCACUUGAUGUGCCUAGCCAGCUCGGAGGAGGAGGAGGGAACACGAAGAGAGGAGGUGGGCUAAGAGGUGCACUUGAUGUGCCUAGCCAGCUCGGAGGAGGAGGAGGGAACACGAAGAGAGGAGGUGGGCUAAGAGGUGCACUUGAUGUGCCUAGCCAGCUCGGAGGAGGAGGAGGGAACACGAGGAGAGGAGGUGGGCUAAGAGGUGCACUUGAUGUGCCUAGCCAGCUCGGAGGAGGAGGAUGGAACACGAGGAGAGGAGGUGGGUUAGGAGGUGCCGAAGAGGUGCCUAUUCAAGUAGGAAGGGGAGGAGGAGGAGGAGGAAGAGGUGGAGGAGAGUAA